UAGAGAAUGGCCGUCAAGCACUACUUUUGCCACAACUGCAACCUGCAGUUCAGCGUGGUCGAUCCGCCUGUGGCCAGCGACGACGGCAUCGUGUGCGAUCACUGUCACACGGGCUUUGUUGAGGAGAUUGAAGACGGUGGUGCUGCUGCUGCUGGUCACGAUGGCACCGCUCAGAGCGUCGACGACAACGACAACGACGACGACGAUGAAUACGAGGACGAUGACGAUGAACAGGACGACAACCCGCUCGCCAGCUUCCUUCGUGGAGCCAGCAGCCAUGCAUUGAGGGGCAUUCAUGACCAGUACGGCGACGGCGACGACGACGACGACGACGACGACGACGACGACGACGAGGGCGAGGGCGACGACGCUGCUGCAGAGGACGAGGUCGAGUUCAGAGGCACUCGCUCGGUCGGCCGGCGGCUCUCGCGCAAUCGCAACACGGUGACCUCGACGACGCGGGUGUCGCAUGCACCGAGCACCAACACUCGCGCAGCAGGGAGUCGAGGCGGAAGCACUGGCGCGGCGGCUUCGUCCACUGAGACGGCCAGCACUCGACCGCAGCAGCCGUCCAGCCAUCGCGCCGCUUCCUCCGAGCAGCAACGGCACCGCGGCGUCAAUGUGCAAAACCGCGACGAAAUGAUGUCUAUUCUGAUGGCGCUGAUUAAUCAUGGUCAAGGAGGUUUUGGACAAACUCAUCCAAUGUCUCACGCACUGAGAGGUCUUUUUCAAGUCGUCAACCCAAUGGUGGGAAACCCGGGCGACUAUGUGCAUGAUGAUGCAGGGCUGGAUAAUGUCAUCACAAGGCUGAUGGAGCAGUCUGGUGGCAAGCAAGGCGCGCCUCCAGCAUCCAGCGCGGCGCUUUCGUCGUUGCCUACCGUCUUGAUGACGGCAGAGCUAUUAGCUUCGUCCGGCGACUGUGCCGUGUGCAAAGACUCGUUUUCCCUAGACGAGGGUGUUUUGCAACUGCCCUGUCACCAUCUUUUCCAUAACAAUUGCAUUUUGCCAUGGCUAAAGCAGAACGGGACGUGUCCAGUCUGCCGCAAGGCGGUUGAUGGCGCCAAUACCGUAGCGUCGAACAGCUCAACUCAGCCUUCCUCCGCCGCCCCUGCACGAUCGUCCACCCCACUUGCCAGCAAUUCUGCGUCAUCCGUUUCUGCCCCCUCUGCAACAGGAAGAGCCGCCCCUGCUGCCUCCUAUGCCUUUGCGUCGGUAGACGCCGACCCGGACGACGGCGAUGCGUUGUACCAAUUCCAUUCUAGCAUUUAAAUUUGCGUACUGUUGUAUGACCAGCCAUUGUAAUAACGAUUUUGUCUUGUUGUGU
Molecule: messenger RNA, 1324 nt
Organism: Capsaspora owczarzaki ATCC 30864
Lineage: Eukaryota; Filasterea; Ministeriida; Capsasporidae
Exons: 6
Coding region: 7-1269 (420 amino acids)
Biological process (GO): protein ubiquitination
Cellular component (GO): cytoplasm
Molecular function (GO): ubiquitin protein ligase activity
Source: RefSeq, a predicted model, not a curated record